UGUGUGGAGGCAGGGUUUAUUUGCCAAUCCUGUUGAGUUUUGUUAUUGCAACCAUAUGCUUUUUUCUACAAUGAUGUUUCCCUUGCUUAAACAAUCUACAUAAGUAACUACUUCUUCUUUUGUUUUCUCUUCCUGAAGUCAAACAACUUACCCUUACACGGAAACCCAGAUGUAUAGCCAAAACACUGGGGGAAAUUACUUCGAUACUCAAGGAAGCUCUGCACAGGCAACUACAGUGGUCUCCUCUCAUAGUAUGGUGGCCACCGGAGGGAUUCAGAUGGGUGUUGCAGGAGGACAGUUCAUUAGCAGCUCAGGAGGGACCUAUCUUAUUGGCAAUUCAAUGGAAAAUUCUGGUCAUUCAGUGACUCAUACAACGCGGGCCUCCCCAGCUACAAUUGAAAUGGCGAUUGAGACACUACAAAAUUCUGAUGGUCUUUCUACUCACAGAAGCUCUCUUCUCAACAGUCAUCUCCAAUGGCUUUUAGACAACUACGAAACUGCAGAAGGAGUGAGCCUCCCCAGAAGUACCCUUUACAACCAUUAUUUACGUCACUGUCAGGAGCACAAGUUAGAUCCAGUCAAUGCUGCCUCUUUUGGAAAACUCAUACGGUCAAUAUUCAUGGGAUUACGGACCAGAAGACUGGGAACCAGGGGGAACUCCAAAUACCAUUAUUAUGGGAUUCGUGUCAAACCAGAUUCUCCCCUUAAUCGGCUACAAGAGGACAUGCAAUAUAUGGCUAUGAGACAGCAACCCAUGCAGCAGAAACAGAGAUACAAGCCUGUGCAGAAAGUGGAUGGAGUUGCAGAUGGUUUCACAGGAAGUGGUCAACAGGCAGUCACAUCUGCUGAACAAACUAUAAUUGCCCAAAGUCAACAUCAUCAACAAUUUUUGGAUGCAUCUCGAGUACUUCCAGAGUUUGGAGAAGUUGAAAUAUCUUCUCUACCAGAUGGUACUACCCUUGAGGACAUAAAAUCACUGCAAAGUCUUUAUAGAGAGCACUGUGAGGCAAUAGUGGAUGUUGUUGUGAAUCUUCAGUUUAGCCUGAUAGAAAAAUUGUGGCAAACUUUCUGGCGCUAUUCUCCUGCUGCUCCAGCUGGCGACACAGCUAUUAUUGAAUUGAGCAAUCUGAGUGAAAUAGAAAGUCGGCUUCCAAAAGGAAAACUGAUUAUUCUGUGCAAAUAUGAGGCUAUUCUGAAAUGGAUGGGUAAUUGUGACCAUGUGAUGUACCAGGCUUUGGUGGAGAUUCUCAUUCCUGAUGUCCUUAGACCUAUUCCUAGUGCCUUGACUCAAGCCAUUCGCAAUUUUGCAAAAAGCCUUGAAGGUUGGCUUUCCAGUGCCAUGAGCAAUAUUCCACAGAGAAUGAUACAAACCAAGGUUGCUGCUGUAAGUGCCUUUGCCCAGACUUUGAGAAGAUACACAUCUCUUAAUCACCUGGCUCAGGCAGCUCGGGCUGUGCUUCAAAACACUUCUCAGAUCAACCAGAUGCUCAGUGAUCUCAACCGUGUUGAUUUUGCCAACGUACAGGAGCAGGCUUCCUGGGUGUGUCAGUGUGAUGACAAUAUGGUUCAAAGACUAGAAACAGAUUUCAAGGUGACUCUUCAGCAGCAGAGCACUCUGGAGCAGUGGGCCGCCUGGCUUGAUAAUGUAAUGAUGCAAGCAUUGAAACCGUAUGAAGGAAGACCCAGCUUUCCUAAAGCAGCACGGCAAUUUCUUUUAAAAUGGUCUUUCUACAGCUCAAUGGUGAUUCGAGAUUUAACCUUACGCAGUGCUGCUAGCUUUGGCUCUUUUCAUCUGAUCCGCUUGCUUUAUGAUGAGUACAUGUUUUACUUAGUAGAACAUCGUGUUGCUCAGGCAACAGGAGAGACACCAAUCGCAGUUAUGGGAGAGUUUGGUGAUUUAAAUUCUAUAUCCCCUGGAAAUAUGGCUAAAGAUGAUGGCAGUGAAGUUGAAAGUGAAAUAGAAGAAGAGCUGGAUGAAAAUGGAGAGCCACAAGCCAAGAGGGAGAAAACAGAACUAAACCAGGCAUUUCAGGUGGGCUCUAUGCAGCAGCCAGUGCUUGAGAGUGGAGUAGAGCAGAGCCUCCUGAACCCACUUCAUAAUGAGCACACUGUUACAAAUUCUCAGACUAUCAGACAGUGCAGUGCUACUGGAAAUGCAUAUACUGCAGUGUAAUAUUGAAGUGCCCACCCAAUUACAUUAGCACUGUUAAUGCUGGACAUAAAGGGGGGAGGGGAAUAGGUCUGCAAGUUGACUUAUCAAAUUUUAGCUGUGCUGAACAUUACCUUUUAUUGCAGUUCUGAAAUGAAAUGGGUGCAUGCAUUUUGCCGGAUGUUUAAAACAAAUUUCUAAGCAAAAUAAUUCUGCAUUGGUUACUUGGUAUUGAGUUUUCCUAGUUUUGAGUGUCAAGGAAGACUUUUGCAAAGCUUGUAAUGUUAAUGCUUUUGUCCUCCUAAAAUUUAAAUAACUUCUUUUUCAUAAUUUUAAAAUAUUUUAAUGAUGUUAACUAUUUGUCAUAAUGAUUUAAUAUACAUAGGUUUUUAAUUAGAUGCACUUCUGUGAAAUAUUAAAAUAAAUACUUUGACUUAUACUGGGGGCAUACUCAUUUGACAGCAGAUGUAUCAAGUUUGUUAUAAAACGUCCUUUUCAUUGAACAGAACUAGAAGACACUAUUUUGAUGAAAUUGUUAGCAUUCAUGAGGUAUUUUUAUCAUACUGUUGGAGGGUUGGGAAGAUCUACUGUUUUCUUUCCCUAAGGAAGAAGUGUUUUCUCUGUAUUUACAAAUGCAGAAUGAGUGGUAGUAUUGUAACAAUGUGGUAAUUUUUACAUUGCAGACAUACCUAAUUAUUUGAUCACCAUGUAAACAAUACAAGCUUCUUUUAAAAUCAACAGCUCCAGAUUUUAUUUGCAUGCCAGUUCCCCUGUUUUUUGAGAGUGCUGAUGCUAUAUUUGAGACCGCUGCACAGAUGUUACUGGUUGUUGAGUGGUACUGUAGUUGAUAGAAACUGAACCAGAAGAUUAUGCUGGACAUGCAGGAAAAACUCCUUUUGGAUGAAUUUCUUCUAUUCCAGGUCUUUUCCUACUACUAGUUCAAUCUGAUGCUUUCAUAAAUGACAAUUUAUAGAAUGUAAGGAAUGUAGCAACCUGCAUCAUUUUCUUUUCAAAAUAUAUUUCCUGAUUAUUAAAGUAAACUUAAUUUUAUUACAAAAAAAAAAAAAUAAGGUAGUGUAACUGGCACACCUAACUUGUACUUAUUCCCAAUUGCAUUGAAUUUGAAUAGGUGGCUAGAUGGACCAUUGCCAUUUAAGAAUGUACAUCAGGGAUCAUUGUACCUCGGCUAUUACAUGGUGCCUUAAAUAGAACUGAAGCUAAGAUUUAGUAUUUUUUGUUAUUCUUAAUAACUCUUGAAAUUUAUUCAACAAGGUGUGCCUGUCACUUUCAAAUUUCCUAAGUAUUAAGGGCAGGUUACAUAGUCUUCAAAGAAAUAAAAGGGGGUUUAUUAUUAAGUGAUUUUAAUAUCCCUCUUAAAAUUAAUAAUAAAAUUAUUGUUUUGUUUGUUUCUAGCUGAAUUUCACUUUAUUACAAAUAAAAUUUGCUUGGGAACUUGAAAAGCAAAACUAGCUUUAAUACCAACUUCAAAUGUUGUUAACAAAGUAAAUGGACCCUAGUCAUAAGCAUGGCUAUGUAUUUUUAAACCCUUGUCAGCUUUUAAUUUUAAGAAGUCUCGGUAAGCUAGCAGGUACAUAAUGCAGCAUAUAUUUUCAAUUUCUGUAUGUGGUAGAGUGUCAGCCUUAUGCUAUGUUUUAAUGAUUGCAUCUUAUAGUGGUAGUUCAUACAGUCCAUAUUAAUUGACAUUAAACAUCUCUGAUUUUUUCAAGCAUUUUCAUUAUUUUUAAAAAAGAUGAAUGGAUUUGCUAAGCUAAAAUAGUGAAAAUAAAUAAUUAAAAGCAAAAAAGUGAAGGAGAGAAUAAAAUAAAAAUCUAUUUUAUAGAAAGCACUGUUUAAAGAAAUUUAGGAAGUUUCUUUUUUUUAUGUAGUGCAACUGUGGACUGAUAUUUUUUUUUUUAAGUCAUAUAUACCAAAUGGGUGAACACCAUGUGAAAUGAAAAGGUGCAUUUUUAGCAAAGAAAUUUGUUGCUACAUCUUUCAGAUGCUCCAGGAAUGGUUACAGAUCAACUAAGACAUCCUAACAUUUUUUGAGGUACAAAAUUAUUUGUAAAUUGCUUAGCAAAAUUUGGAGGCCAACCCAUCCUGCUCCAUUCUAUGUAGGCAACAUUACUACUGAUGUCAGCAGUUGUUGUUUGUCUUGGCAAAUAUUGCAAAUGAAGUUUAUACUCAUUUAUCUCUAAAGUCACCUGUGCAAUGAAUCCUCAUAGAUUUUGUUCUCACAAAUAUCACUGCAUCUUGCUUUUUUCCCUUAGAAAUCAGCAUCCAUCACAAAAAUCCUAAAAAUAUCCCUAUGAUAAAUAUUUCUACCUUUUAUUGUGCAUUAUAAGAUUUUAACAAGUAAACUAAAAUGAAAUAUUCAGCAUUUUUCAUUUUGAACAUAGGGUGUUCUAUGAUGUAAUGAUGGUCUGUAUUGCCUGGUUUCAAAUUUUGUGAUGACAAAAAUUAAAUGCUUUCUUAUCAUUGCCAUUUUUUGGUAGAAUGUUGGAUUUGUUGUUGCUAAGAGGAAAGUAUGGUCGUAACAUGUAAAUCUAGAUUGCUAAGAAGACGUGGGACCUGAAUAUCUUUUGAUUGAUAUUUUGAAUAGUUGAUCACCGUUCAUGUAGUGCAAAAAUAAAACAAAAUAUGUGCAUACAAAGAUAGAAGCUAUAUCAUGUAUUUUAAUAGCAGUUAUCAAAACAAAUUGGAAUUAUCCCUGAUUCAGAUAAUGGGAGUUUGUAUUUCUAUACUUAUCGACUGAUUAUUCUCUCACAUUUUUAAGCAAUAUUUUCCCCACUUUAGCAAAAAUGUGAAAGAUUUAAGUUGCUAUAAGCUGAUGUGUAUACUUACAGGUAUGAGAUUUUUGUGCUUUGCUUUUAAAUUUACUGCAAUUUUGAUCAAACAUACACAUAUGAGACCAAUUUACACACCUUUUAUAUUAUCAGUAAGUUAUUGUUAAUGAUUUAAGAGCAAAAAUAUGGAUACCUCGGUCUAA
Neopsephotus bourkii (Bourke's parrot) is the source of this 5138-nucleotide messenger RNA. Its product is annotated as transcription factor RFX3-like. Gene Ontology annotation, molecular function: RNA polymerase II cis-regulatory region sequence-specific DNA binding; DNA-binding transcription factor activity, RNA polymerase II-specific. The transcript is spliced from 14 exons. Lineage: Eukaryota; Metazoa; Chordata; Aves; Psittaciformes; Psittacidae. Gene Ontology annotation, biological process: regulation of transcription by RNA polymerase II. Bases 170 to 2173 code for a protein of 667 amino acids. Gene Ontology annotation, cellular component: nucleus. The record is from RefSeq and is a predicted model, not a curated record.